GCUUGGCGUUUGUUUCGACAAGCUGAUCGAGCGGCCUGCCAGCGGUGACGAGUAACGAGUAACGCGCGUGGUGUUGCCCAUCUUUGUCGAUAUCGGUGAAACUCGGCCCCAAAUCGGGUCCCUGAGGUAACGCGGGAUCUUGUUAACGAUUUAUCUCCCCGAGAGCAGGGAUUGUGUCGGGAUGUCGCAGGAAGCCUCCGUAAAAUCGUCGCCGCAAUCGCAGGUGAUCAGCCUGGCGACCCUGCCGAAUUUGAACCUUCAACAGCUGACUAUGUUCAAGCAGCAACUGGAUCAGGAGCUCGGAGUGUUUCAGGACUCCUUGCACACGUUGAAAAUCGCCCAGAGCAGAUUUCAGGAAUCGGGCUCUUGCCUCGAGAAGAUCACGCCGAAUACCGAAGGCAACGAAAUAUUAGUACCUUUGACUGGUUCUAUGUAUGUGUCUGGGAAACUAGCAGAUGCGAAUAAUGUGAUUGUUGAUAUUGGUACUGGUUAUUACGCAGAAAAAAGUAUCGAAGAUGCAAAGGACUAUUUUAAAAGGAAAGUGGAAUAUGUUACCGAGCAAAUGGAAAAGAUCCAGCAGGUUGGAAUUGAGAGGACCAAGUUGAGAGAAGCAGCGAUGGAUAUAAUAGAAGCAAGACUUCAAUCUUCAGCCUGGGAUGGACGUGGAAAGCGAUAAAUUUCAAGUUAACAAUUUGAUUUUAUAUAUCUUUUAUCAUAUUAUUCAUUCUCGUUUGCAUCUAUUUGGAAAUCUUUGUUAAAUUUACUGGCUUUGAGAUAUUACAUAUGAAUGCAAUUUCAUAUAAUAAUAAUAAGAAGAUCUUAUUAAGUAUAAUGAAUAUAAGAUGUAUGCGUUUUGUGAUAUCACCCUGUCGUAUUUCAUUUAUUCAACUUCGUCUAUUUGAUAAAUUAAUAUACAAUAGAUUUUUUGUACAGAAAUACAUAUUUAUAUACUUACAUAUACUUAUUAGUAAAUUAAAAUGUAUUUCUCACUAAGCGUUCUUCUUAUAACUAACAAUUUCUUUUACAUAAGAUCUUGAAAUAGUAAAGUUAUUAAACUAUUUAAUUAAUUGCUAAAUACCUGUAUUGAGAAUAAAACGGACAGUAAAGAA
Pogonomyrmex barbatus (red harvester ant) is the source of this 1109-nucleotide messenger RNA. It is a transcript of the gene Pfdn5, whose product is annotated as prefoldin 5. NCBI's taxonomy places the organism in Eukaryota, Metazoa, Arthropoda, Insecta, Hymenoptera, Formicidae. The record is from RefSeq and is a predicted model, not a curated record. Gene Ontology annotation, biological process: RNA polymerase III assembly; protein folding; RNA polymerase I assembly. Gene Ontology annotation, cellular component: cytoplasm; prefoldin complex.